This is a messenger RNA of Pleurotus ostreatus (oyster mushroom), 492 nucleotides long. RefSeq lists its product as uncharacterized. The coding region runs from base 1 to 492 and encodes 163 amino acids. The transcript is spliced from 5 exons. Lineage: Eukaryota; Fungi; Basidiomycota; Agaricomycetes; Agaricales; Pleurotaceae. The record is from RefSeq and is a predicted model, not a curated record.
AUGCAAGUCGGACACGCCCCUGAAUGCAAAGAUCGACUUCAACUUUCUCCAUCGCUCUCGUCGCCUGGGAUCAAAAUGACUACUGAAGAGAAGCCAAAGGAUAGCAAGAAUCUAAUGGCAAUAUCGAUUGACACUCUGGAUUUCCUGCAGUGUGAAAAAUGCCUAAAACAUAUAUUCGCAAAAUAUUGCACGCCGCAGCCAAAGGACCUUCCCACCGGAUCUAUAACAGAGCUCCUUGUGCCGCCUGAAGACGCAUAUCUCACCAACGAAGGGUUGGACAAAUGGGCAAGCGAGACGAAUGGCGCACCAUUCUCAGAAGAUCAAAAAGAGGAACUCCAGAUGCUCGACGUAAAUGAUGAUGGACACCUAACGUAUGCGGGGUUCAUACAACUCUAUCAGUUACAGACAGAAAACGACGAGGCGGAGACAUGGAGAGAUUUGAUCGCGCAUGGGUUUAAUGGACGGUUGGAAAAAAUCGCCCGACCCUCGUAG